Neoarius graeffei (lesser salmon catfish) is the source of this 964-nucleotide messenger RNA. RefSeq names its product glutathione S-transferase alpha-3-like. The record is from RefSeq and is a predicted model, not a curated record. Gene Ontology annotation, molecular function: glutathione transferase activity. The transcript is spliced from 6 exons. Lineage: Eukaryota; Metazoa; Chordata; Actinopteri; Siluriformes; Ariidae. Gene Ontology annotation, biological process: glutathione metabolic process. The coding region runs from base 19 to 690 and encodes 223 amino acids.
ACAUUUGUUCGUGCAAAAAUGUCAGGAAAGGUUGUACUGUACUACUUCAAUGGGAGAGGGAGAAUGGAGCCCAUCAGGUGGCUUUUAGCUGUUGCUGGUGUUGAGUUCGAGGAGGUUUACGUGACCACCAGGGAGCAGUUCCUGAAGUUAGGGGAUGACGGAGCACUCCUGUUUCAUCAGCUUCCCCUGGUUGAAAUGGACGGAAUGAAGCUUGUUCAGACGAAGGCCAUCUUGAACUACGUUGCUGGAAAAUACAACCUCUAUGGGAAGGAUAUUAAAGAGCGUGUGAUGAUUGAUAUGUACUCUGAGGGUAUUAGGGACAUCAUGGAACUGGUGCUUUAUCUGCCCUUUCUACCUGAUGAUCAAAAACAGGGUCAACUGGAUAAAAUACAAACAAAAGCUGUGAAAUGUGGUUUUCCAGCUUAUGAAAAGGCUCUUGCUCAUUCCCAGUACCUUGUGGGAAACCAGCUGAGUUGUGCAGAUGUGCAUCUUCUUGAGGUCACUCUCAUGCUGGAGGAAUUGUUCCCGACAAUACUUUCCACUUUCCCCAAAAUCCAGGAAUUCCAAAAGAGGAUGAAAGCAAUUCCAGCCAUCAGUAAAUUCUUGCAGCCUGGCAGUCAGAGGAAGCCUCCACCUGAUGAAGUUUACGUAAAAACUGUCAAGAAAAUAUUGAGCCAUCUUUUCGAGUAGAAGACAGAAUGCUCGAUCAUUCAAGCAGUUAAGCUUUGUUGUCCCUUACGCACAAGAAGGGUUAUGCAAGGUUCUUCAUUAUGGAGUAAUUCUGUUUCACGCUGUGUUUUGCCAUUCGGAUGAAAGUAGGUAGUGAAUGAAUAGCUGUUUUUGCGCUACGAAAUGUUCUACGCCAUAUCCACACUGCAAAAAAAUGGCCUUUCAAAAAUAAUAAAUAAAAGAUUAAAACGAAGGCGGCACGGUGGUGUAGUGGUUAGCGCUGUCGCCUCACAGC